Uncinocarpus reesii 1704 is the source of this 1830-nucleotide messenger RNA. RefSeq lists its product as uncharacterized. Gene Ontology annotation, biological process: carbohydrate transport; transmembrane transport. The record is from RefSeq and is a predicted model, not a curated record. The coding region runs from base 1 to 1830 and encodes 609 amino acids. Gene Ontology annotation, molecular function: carbohydrate:proton symporter activity. Lineage: Eukaryota; Fungi; Ascomycota; Eurotiomycetes; Onygenales; Onygenaceae. The transcript has 2 exons. Gene Ontology annotation, cellular component: membrane.
AUGGAUGACAAGAGUCGUGAUGGCUUCGAAUCGGACAAGGCGAAUGACGAAGGGCCCAUAGCGGUAGAGAGGAACGACGAGGGGCUGAUUCCGGCAGAGAAAAACGGUGACAAUUUGAUACCGGUGGAGGGGAGCGAUGACGGGGCGUUGCCUGUGGAUAACAACAAGGAUGGUCUCAUGCCCGUGGCAUCGGUCAUAUCUGCGGACAAGGACGGGGACGGCCAUCCCAACACGUCGACGGAUAGAAUCUUCAAUCAUGCGAAAGCUGCCACCGACAAGGAGCGCAAUAUGACCUUGCUCCAGGGUAUCAAGCUUUACCCAAAGGCAGUCGCGUGGAGCAUCCUCAUUUCGACAUGUAUUGUUAUGGAGGGCUACGACAUCAGUUUGGUGGGCAAUUUCUACGCCUUUCCUCAGUUUAACAGGAAAUAUGGUGUGCGGCUGGAGAAUGGAGAUUACCAGGUUCCGCCAAGUUGGCAAUCGGGCCUCAGCAAUGGUGCAGCUGUGGGUGAAAUUAUCGGCCUUUUCAUAAACGGGUGGGCGUCGGAACGCUUUGGCUAUCGCAAGACUAUCAUGACCUCUCUAGCGUUUCUGACGGCUUUUAUUUCGAUCUUUUUCACUGCUCAGAAUGUGCAGUCGCUGCUCGCGGCCGAGAUUUUAUGCGGUGUCCCAUGGGGCGUAUUCCAGACUCUCACCAUUACCUAUGCUUCCGAAGUUUGUCCGGUAGCUCUACGCGGAUACCUCACGACGUAUGUCAACUUCUGUUGGGGUCUGGGACAGCUGAUUGGCAUUGGAGUAAUCAAAUCCAUGUUGGAUCGCGAGGAUGAAUGGUCAUAUCGCAUUCCGUACGGUCUACAAUGGAUGUGGCCUGUUCCGCUUUUCAUUGGCAUUGCCUUGGCCCCAGAAUCGCCCUGGUGGCUAGUCCGGAAAGGGCGUGUUAAGGAGGCAAAACACUCCCUUCGACGCUUGACCAGUCUGAACCGAGAAACGGAGUUUAACGCCGAUGAAACAAUUGCGAUGAUGGUGCAUACAACGGCAUUGGAAGAAAAGAUUACCCGAGGGAGUAGUUACUGGGACUGCUUCAAAGGUGUUGAUUUGCGUCGCACUGAAAUCGUCUGCAUGGUGUGGGCGAUUCAGAACCUGAGCGGCAACUCAUUUUCAAACUAUUCAACGUACUUUUUGCAGCAGGCGGGACUGGAAACAAAGCAUGCGUAUUCCUUUGCGAUGGGACAGUACUCUAUCAACAUGGUCGGCGUUUUCGGUGCCUGGUUUUUGAUGACGCUUGGGGUCGGCCGCAGGUCACUCUAUCUCUACGGCUUGUGCGGCCUCUGCGCUAUGCUUCUCGUCAUGGGAUUCCUGGGGUUGGUCCCCGAAGCGCACCGGAACCAAAGCUCCCUGGCCACCGGCAGCAUGAUGAUCAUCUGGGCGUUAUUUUACCAGCUGUCGGUCGGAACCGUCUGCUAUUCACUUGUUUCGGAACUUUCUACCAGGAGACUCCAAAUCAAGACUGUUGUGCUCGGCCGGAACCUAUACAACAUUGUCGGCAUAAUUUGCAAUGUGUUGACUCCUUACAUGCUCAAUCCAAUCGCUUGGGACUGGGGUAACUUCGCUGGCUUCUUUUGGGGUGGCAUCUGCUUCCUCUGCAUUAUCUACACGUAUUUUCGGGUCCCCGAGCCACAAGGUAGGUCGUUUGCGGAAUUGGACCUCUUGUUUGAGCGUAAGGUCAGUGCGAGGAAGUUUGCAACAACGCACGUCGACGUUUUCGAGGAAGAAGUUGAAGGCAAUGUCAUCCAGCAAUACAGAAACGAGACCACCAAGAGCGUCUGGGCAUGA